This is a messenger RNA of Entrophospora candida, 1152 nucleotides long. The record is from the annotation of a GenBank genome assembly. Lineage: Eukaryota; Fungi; Glomeromycota; Glomeromycetes; Entrophosporales; Entrophosporaceae.
AUGCUUGUAAAAAUUAAAAAUUAUAUCCCUUUAAAAUUAAUUAAAAUCGUAGUUUUUACAACAAUAUUUGAUUUUUCAACAGCUCAAAUACUUGAAUAUGACCCUAGAACGGUGGACACCUUUUACAAAAGAAUAGAUAGUACAUUAGGAAUCAUUAUGACAAAUUUUAUCCCAAUUUUAUUAUUUUAUACACUUUCUCCACCAGAUGUUGAUUCAAUGUCCAACAAAAUUGGCUUAAUAGAUGAUAUUCUUUACAUAAUCUUACCAAUGAGCUAUGAAGCAUAUCAAGGGAUUUCAACUUACUUUUGUGAAGACAUGGUCACCUUCUCAUUAUAUUCACUCGUGAUUCUCUUUAUGUAUUCUCUAUUUACUCUGUUACUUUACAUGCCCAAAUUAAAAGAUCUCUCAUGGGUCAAAAGAUUCAGGGAGGACAUAAUGGUUGAUUGGGCUAUUCCUUUAUAUUAUGUAAUUUUUUUCAUUGACAACACUUUAUACAUUUUUGGCCUAUUUCACUCAAAAAGACCUAACACAACCCAAGACGAAUCGAAAUUCAUGUUUUUAUACACAUUCAUACUCUUGUUUACUCCUAUGUUAUGGUACAGACUACAAAUAAAGCUCUAUUUCUUCAACAAAAGCAUUGGGUUUUUUUAUAUAUUUCUACUGGGGCUAUUUAUGUUUCUUAUCAGAGCAGCAAUAGUUGAGUCAUCACAUGACUUGGGUACAAAUCUUAUUACGAGUAUAGUCAUAGCACUUUUUAUCAGGAUGACUUUUUUAACAUACAGCAACAAAAAUAAAGAUGCAGAAGGUUCUACGAACGUUUAUGGACUACACAGACACUGGAUUGAAAAGAAAAAUCGGACACACAAAUGUUUAAAUCCAACACUCUCCUCUUCAUACCUCCCAGAAAAUGAAAGCGAUUAUAUAGAGAAAGGUGGCGAAGAAACUAAUAAAGAACUCAAUGAUAAUACAACAACAGAAAAGAAGGAAAACCACAAAUUACGAAUUUUUGAUUGGUGUUGUUUAGGUUUGAUGAUUGCAUACAUAGUAUUGAUACUUAUUCAUACUCUUUAUGAUUUUGGACUUAAUGGUUAUUACUUUGAUGUACAAUACUGGAUCACACCAAGAUGUACUUCUAUUAGAGAUAAAAAAUAG